Pecten maximus is the source of this 6835-nucleotide messenger RNA. RefSeq names its product tumor protein p63-regulated gene 1-like protein. The coding region runs from base 36 to 974 and encodes 312 amino acids. Gene Ontology annotation, cellular component: cytoplasm. The transcript is spliced from 5 exons. The record is from RefSeq and is a predicted model, not a curated record. Lineage: Eukaryota; Metazoa; Mollusca; Bivalvia; Pectinida; Pectinidae.
CUACCUCAUUAUUACGUAUCGAUCGAACUUCCAAAAUGGCUGACACUCAAUCCAGAGUUCCCCAGGAUUCGCAUUUGGAGGACGAUCGGGCUCAUGUCGAGGGACAGUUUGUGGGUGCGACGUUGCAGAUCGGGGGUGGAGGUCCCGGGGUAGAGGGGGGUGAACCAGAUGUGAAAUUUGCUGGAGUACCCGGCCAGGGAUUCAAUCGCCAACAGCGACCUGGUAGUGUUUACGGACGUCAGAGUGUCAAAUCAACAACCAGCCGAACGUCUGUGAGACCGGGGUUGGUAAAGAGUGAAAAGCUCUCCCAGAGCUACUUCAGCUACAAGAGGGAAAAUUCAAACAAUACACAACAAGCGGAAACCAACUUUGACAAAGCAGUGUCCAUCUGUGAGCAGAAAGCUAAACCAGAACUUGAUGGAAAGCGAGUAGGAGCAUGGCUGCUGACAGAAAUCGACCACUGGGAUAACGAGAGGGAGAAGAUCGUGUUGCUGUUUGAGAACUCUGUGAUGACCUACAAAUACCACUUCAUACUCAACAAAGUUGAAGAAUUCAAGCGCAUCCUACUCUGGGUCGUUGACACUGUCUGCAUCGGUGAUUUUAAGUAUCCGGAGAAGAGUAUUAUGCCUGAAAGGAAACAUGGAGGAAUACAAAUCCGUUGGAACAAGGGAGAGGAACCGUCCUUCGCCCAGCGUUGGAAUCCAUGGAGUACCUGCAUCCCCUUUGCCACUUUCUGCCAUCACCCCCUUCUGUACAACCCCAAAGAGACGGAGACAGUCACCUACAACGUGGAUGAGUUCUACGAGUCUCUCAUCAAGGGCAUCAGUGAUGCCUACAAAGCUAAGAGACCCGCAGAAAAGGUCACCAUCCUGGAAGGUCCUAUAAUGAUAACCAGCUAUGCAAGCGUAUCAUCCAUGAUCUUCAAUCAAAGUGGACUUGGGUUCUAUAUGGACAGGAAUGGAAUCUGCUUUUGAAAGAUUAAUGCAAUUUUCCUAUCAGAGUCAGGCAACCUUUAUAAAAACCUGUGUUUCUUGCACUGUUAAGAAAGAGUGCUUUUAUCUAGAUCUUUGAAAUUAAUUUGGUGUGUUUCAGGAUUAUUUUUUCGUAGACAUGUUCAAAAAUUGUCGUUAAUGUUUUAUAUUUAUUUCACUGUGAAGCCAGCACAAACAAAUGCUAAGAUAUGGCAUUCAAGAAGGAAAAGAAACUUGAAAAUAUACCGUGUAUAACCUGGUGCAACAUCCACUUAUAAGGAGAUGAACGAAUCAUUAAAAUGCUAAUUUUCUUCGAUUUUUGGUGAAAAUGGUUUAAGAUAUCAUAGAAAAUGUGGAAUUUUGACAAGUAUAAAUUUCUAUGCUGAUUUAGAAUGCCACUGUUCACUCCCAAAGAGUUCGCAAGUACAAUGUAUAUCACCUAUGACAUACUGUACAUUAUAAUAAGCAUUCCAUUGAUGUUCGUAGGUGAUGCACACUUGAUGCAUGUAUGGUUUUAGUCAAUAUUGUGCCAUUGAACUUUAUGUCAGAAGCACACAAUAUUCAACUGAAUGAGGACAAAAAUCGUUAUAACCCACUGAAAACACCAAAAUACAUGUAACACAUGUAACUCACUGAAAAUAGAGAAUUAUGACAGUGAUAUCUGUCGUAAGGCACUGAGAAUAGAAUUACCUGGUAAGUCAGAAUAACAUUUUGUGUAAUGCACUGAAAAUAAAGUAAUGGCAGAAUAAUACCUGUCAUAAUGCACUGGGUAUAUAAUCAUGACAAAUAUUUGUUAUCAUUUACUUUUAAUUAAAAAAUGACCCAAUUUCUUUAAUAAACUAUAGGUGUACCAAAUGAAAAUUCUAUUAUUCAUGUAAAAAUCUUGAUUUAACAUGAUGAUGCCGGACUGUACUUGUAUUUUACCUUGCCACCUUUGUCAGACAAAUUUGACAAGAAGUACAGAAGCUUUAUCCAUAAUCCUCUUUUGAAGUAAAACUUACCUGGACAAGACUUGUCACAGAUUAUUACCAGGUGAAUCAAAAUUACCAGAUAAUUAUAUGAUCUAAAAAAAAACUUCAGCUCACAUGCAUGAUGAUCGUUUAUCAGUGAUAUCACAGAACACAAAUUUUCCUCGUUUAUUGACAGACUUUUUCCUGAAGAACCUAAGUAGUGGUACCAUAGCUUGUGAAAGUCUUGUAAGUUACUGUUGAACUUCAUUGAAUAAGAACUGUAUCUGUUUAAAGUAUUAUGAAUAUUUUUUUUUUUUCUUUUAAACGAUUGAAGCCCUGUAUUUCGUUUCUUUGUAUAUAUAUGUACAGUAUAUUUUACCAUCUUUCAAACUACUAGCAUCUUCUUUGACUAUAAGAGCUAGAGAUCUAUUUCAAUAAAAAUCAUAUUCCAGAUGCAUGAGACAUAAUUAAAGUGCAAUUUUCAAAGUUUUCUUAAAAAAAAAAUAUUUUAAUUCCUAUAAGUAUUUUUGUGUAUAUCAUAUGUACGGGAGAUAAUUUUAAAUCCCUGGACGUGCCUAAUUUGUUUUAAAUUUUAAUCAUUUAGUAUGAAAUUUGAUGAACUCAUUGCCUCAGCAUAAAACUUUAUAAACGAAAAGUACCAAACUUUUGUUUGUGGUUUUACGUAGUCUGGUUUUCCCUAUCUAGAUUUAAUUGAAACGAUGCCUUGUCCUUGAAGUCCUAUACUGUUUAGGAUAUAUAUAUAUAAGCGUAUUCGACCUAACAAGCACUCCGGCAUCGAUAAUGCACCCCCUCCUUUUUUCAGAAUAAGAGCAUGGGUGUGAUAAUUGAAACUUUUAACCAAAGACUCUUGAUUGUUUUUGCUACAUGAAGUACAUGCAAUGUAAUUGAAGAAAAAGUAAUUUUUUUCCACCCAGAUUUUACAGAGAAAAUUUUCCCAGUACAUGGUUUAAUUAAAUGCAACCCAUUUGUGUUUUGGUAAGUCCACAGAGUUCUUAUUAGGUCAAAUACCAUACAUGUGAUGUUUUUCUAUUUAUUGAUAUUUUAGAGUUUAAAGAGAUUUAUUCAGAUUAUAGAUAUUGAAAUCCCAUCCAUAUUAACGGCGGUUUUGUGAUGUUAAAUGUCCCCAUUUGUUAUAUGAUGUUAAUCGAUGUACAGAAUGUUUUGUUGUUUAAUCUGACUUGUAUGUUUAUAUUUGUUUGAUGUAGAGCUGUAUUUGCACAUACUUAUCAGAAGUGAUAUCACAAAUGUCAGUUUGAUGUCAUCUACAAAACCCUAAUAACUAGAGUUGCUUCUGUAAUCUUCCCUUUGAUAUAUUAGAUAGCAACUACAGUGACCGUAACAGGAUGGGACCAUGGGACUCCCAAAGUCAAAAUCUGACAAAAUCCUUGGUUCACAUUUGUUCGUUAAUGCAAUCUUUUUAACCAUCUAAAUUUAUUUACCCCUUUUGGGACCCCAAGUAAAGGUAUCCACCAGAUGGCACUAUCAUAUACACUGUCAUAUUACCAUUUAUACUUCACAUUAAAUGUUAAUAAGACAAGUACCUGACAGGUACACAGAGAAAAAACACAGAUAGGAGCAGGUGACCACAUCACUUUACUUGUCCCAUCUGGACCCCACGCUGUCUUUUUAAACGGCCAGUGUGCUAUCCUCUUUGCCAAUUUUUUAAACGAGUGAAAUCAAGUGAAAUGCUGAAAGGUGAAUCCAUUAAUCAGAUGCUAUACACUUUUGGGUGAUGGUAUUUCGUCGUUUAUUAUGUGGACUUUUAUUUGACAAUCUUAAUUUGGUUUCUUUUCUUUGUCAAUCAUUUAUUUUAUUUUGCAUAAUAUGUAUCGAUAUUCCAAUCUAUGCAUUUCAUUUCUGUUACUGUUAUAUUUGUUAUUAAUCAUGAUAUUUCAAAACAAGAAUUUUUUUUUUCUUUUUAACUGAAACUUGAUUUAAGCAGAAAUAGAUAUUUCAAUAAUUCAUUGUGUUGAUCUAAACAUUAGCAAGAAUGGAAUUUCUUGUGAUGAUAAGAAAUCUUGUGGAAUCAUGUUGUAGCGCAUUCGUACGUAUAUCCAUAUUGCAGAAAAAUACAUAUUAUCAAUCGAGGUAAACUAUUACUAAUAAUUGCAUAAAGUUUGACUAAUGAACAAAUUGGAACUUAAAAGAUAUAAUCCUGCACUUUGGACAUCUUUUGAAAUGACGGAGGUGGAGAUAAUUAUUUUUCUCCUACAUUUUCCUGUCUGUCAUUAGAUACCACAAGUUGUAAUAGUCAACUUAUUACAUUAUGCUCUCAUCAAUGGCGCAUGGGAAUAAUCACUCACCCUAAACUCGCUGUUGUUUACAUCAUGUAGUAGUCUUCGAAUUAUUGACAUGUCUACCUAAUCAGCUGGCACUGACUUCAGGUCAUUUCCAAUAGAACACUGGGUCAAAUUCCAUGGAAAUUAACAAAAUUGAUGAUGUUACAUGAAUGUGACAUCAUCCUGAGAUUUGAUAAUAAAGAUACAUGUGAGGUGUUUGUUCCCCAAGACGGGGAAAUAUGUGUAAAGUGUGGGUGAAAAUGAUAACCGUACUAAAAUCUUUUUACUGUGUUAGUAUUUAAGCUAUAAAUCCAUAUUAUAACCCUUUAAGUAUUGAAAGAUCUCUUAAUCCCUACAACUAUGUCAAUAUAUCUAUAUACAUUUGUAUUUGUAUUCUUAAACAAUUUGAUGAAUGUCGAUGUAUCCGUAUAUUUGUAUUCUUAUCAAUAUUGUGAUAUUUUUCUGGUCAGGGAUGUAUAGUCUCAAGUCUUGAUGUAUUUAAGCGUGACAACACUAAUAAGAAUACUAUAUACAUAUAUCUGGCAGGAACCUAAGCUACAACAAAAAAUAAUAUACUUAUAUAACCGUCUUUUCUGCAAAAUAAGAACUUUGUUUUGUAUUUGUGAUGAUAUAUAGAUAUUAUGAAAGAAGGAGAGUAGAUUACAGUAUUUAAGAUUAUAUGGGCUGUACUUAUAGAAAAUACUUAAUCCGACAUACAUACGGGGUCAAUGGCUAUUAUCGUGACGAACAUAUUACUGUGACGUAAAAUGUUGCGGGAUAUUGACCAGAAGCUUUUCUUUUUAUGUGAUUGAAUACUAACCAUGUUGUAGAACAUCAAUCUCUGAAAAAGACGUCAUGAAAAUGCUCGCAAUUUUCUUUGGAGUUUUAUGUCACGGUAAUAUAUUCGUCACAAUAAUAGGCAUGGACCCUGUAAGUAUCUAUUUACUAAUCUGUAAAUGAUUUCUUUUAUUCAUAUACACAUAUACAUUUGUACCAAUAUAUACUUCAAAUUAUCAUACACCAUGUCAGGUACCUUGUGUAUUGUAUGCUCAUCCUUAUUUAAUUUGUUGAUGUUUUUAUUUCUAUACUUUUAUACAGAGUCAGAUAUGCUGCUCUUAAUUGCUUUACAGGUUUUGCACUGAUUUCAGGAUAGAGUCUAUAAGUAAUUUUAUAAUGUUUCGCUAGAGAAAAGACAGACUCCUGGCAAUUUGAGGUAUUUCUCAUCAGAUUUGAAAGUUGCAGUCAUAUGUAGCCAAUGAUGCUGAUGUUAAUGAUUUUAUAACGUUUUGCUUCAGAAAAGAGAGGCUCAUGGCAAUUUUAGGUACUACUCAUCAGAGUUGAAAGUUGUAGUCAUAUUUAAUCAUUAUUACACUUAGAAAUACCUACUGCUUUCCAAAACGAGAGUUAAUCAUUGGUCGAUUAGGACAUACAUGUACUUAGUUGGUGAUAAUGUUACUGUUAAUGAUAAACUCAACGAGGGGUUAACAUUGAGUUCCCCCGAUAUGUGCCUAUGCUGUAAAAAUGCAAAAAUAGAGAGGGUGGGCUUAUUUCUGAGCAUGGGAUUAUACCAGGUAAAAUGCGGUAUUUGAAAGAAAUAUUUUUGUUAUACACUUUAAUUUUGGCAAAAGUCAUGACGAAGUAGUGUUUCAGCCUCAACACUGCUAAAUGUAAAAUUAUCCUAAACGUUUUUAGAGGGUAAAUAACUGGAGUUAACAAGCGUUCCUGGCUGUAUAGGAGGGGUGAUAACAUAUCAGUCAGUAUACAUUACCUUUGCUCAAAUUGGGUUGUGAGCUACUUUAUCAAGUUGAUCUUAAUGAAGUUAUUCAAUAAAAUGUACAUGAUGUGUAUCCAGAAGAAGCCCUGUCUUUACCAAUCAGCAGACAUUGUAUUGAGGUCUUUUUCUUUAAACAAUCUGCAGAUAUAUUUUUUUUAACCCAAUAUCAAAUUCUGUUUAAACACAAAAAAAUGCGCAAAUUACAUGGGUUUUUACAGUAUACAUAUCUGGCAUUAGGUCUAGAAGUUUCAUAAGAUGUGCUGGAACUCUGCUGUAAAUUUUUAUAAGUAAACAUACCAGCUUUUAAGUAAAUGAAAAUACAAGUAUGUAUAUUCAUUGUAAUUAAAACUUAUGAGUAAACAUUAAUCACUAUAGCAACCAUCUUCAAUAAAAAGAAAUUAUAAUUUUAUAAAUUGUUGGUAUGAUCCUGCCAAAAUGGUUAUUAUUUGUUUUUCUGAUAAAUAUAUAGUUAGCUGUUUAAUUUUCUUUAAUUGUUCAAGAAAUAUAUCUAAAUGUUUAUGUCAACUGUUAAGCAUUUCUGCUAGAAUUCUUAACAUUUUGGGCACGAGUGUAUGAACAUAAGAUUUUACCAGAUGUUUCACAAACUUGGAAUUAGCUAGAAUUAAAAACUAAUCAUAAACAGCUAUUUAGAUUUUUUGCAAUGACUAUCGAAAUUCCUUCUUGUUUAACUUUAUUGUUGCCAAUAACUGCAUGCUUCCAGCAUAUUAAUUGUAUAACUUUAUUUAAAUUUCAUUUUGCGAUUUGCAGCACUAGGACUACCGUCAGUGUUAUUUUGUACUCGAUGAUUUUCGUAUUGUCAAAUAAAAUAAAUAACAAAUA